GAAAAGUAAAAUUAUGUUGCAAGGACUCACAGUUGCGUCAUUAGAUUCUUGUGCAUCAUCGUUCUAUUCAUAUGCGUCGAUUAAACCGCAAGUGAGCUGGAUAAACACGGUCAUUUUGGAUUGUGGCUCAGUCGAAAACAUUCAAAAUGGAAAGAUGUCUCUUGACAAAAAAUCAAAAACGUCCGUUGGAGCUACGGCGACUAUUGUAUGCGAACCUGGUUAUCUAGCAAGUCGGCAGAAAAUUGUCUGCCUAAAAACCGGUAAAUGGCAAAAAUCCAUUUGCACAAUAAAAGACUGUGGUCCUAUUAAAAAAAUUGUAAGUGGACGAGUCAUCCUUGACAAAACAAAAACGUCAACAUAUGGAGCAACAGCGACUGUAAAAUGUAGCCCUGGUUAUAGAGCCAACCAAGAAAAAAUAGUUUGUUUGGACACCGGGAAAUGGGAAACAGCAAGAUGCAAAAUCAAAGAUUGUGGGACUCCAAAAAACGUGACCAAUGGAAAUUUGCACUUUAUCGGAACAAAGUUUGGAUCAACCGCUUCUCUUGUCUGUGAUAAAGGCUAUGAUGGAAACGGGACAAUAAGCUGUCUUGACACUGGCAGUUGGGAAACACCACCAAGAUGUUCUAUAAAAGACUGUGGGACUCCAUUAAAUGUGACCAAUGGUAAUUUGAACUAUAUCGGAACAACGUUUGGAUCAACCGCUUCUCUUGCAUGUGAUAGAGGAUAUGACGGAAAUGGGACAAUAAGCUGUCUAGACACUGGUAGUUGGGAAACACCGCCAAACUGUUCUAUUAAAGAAUGUCCUGAAGGAUGGACCACUUUCGAAAAAAGUUGUUAUCUGCUUGAAGCCAAGCAUGAGAAAACAUGGGAAAAUGCCAAAAAUGACUGCGAAUCAAAACAAGGACACCUUGUUGAAAUCACCUCUCCCUCUGAAAACAAGUUUAUUGGAGACUGGAUCGGCUUUUAUUACGUUUGGAUGGGAUUAAACGACAUAAAAUCAGAAGGUAUAUUUUUGUGGGAAUAUUCAGGAGCAACUGUUGACCUCUCCGAAGUAGGCACAAGCAUUGGUUACAAUGACAAUGAUCUGGAUUGUAUCUAUAUCGAUGCAUCGGCUGGAGCUUGGUUCGCAGAUUCGUGUGAACGUACACUCAAAUAUAUGUGCGAACUUUCACUCUAAGCAUAAAAUAUUUAAGAUGAUUACUUUUUCAAGUGCUGAAAUAACAAUUUAUUUAAAAAAGAUAUCCUGCAGCGUUACUUAACGUCUUAUAUUUUAUAAAUGUUAACGAACGCUGCCAUUUUUUUCAUUAUUUGUGUAUGUGUAUCAUAUUUUAUCGACAACUGAUUUUUUUUGAGUAAAUAUAAACCGAACUCGAUAGACGUUGAUUAUAUUUCAUUUCAAAAUAGAAUCAUAAAGUGUCUUUAAAUGAUCUUUUCGGACAUUGUUGUGCACCGUGAUUCAGGGAAUAAAAUGUAUUUCUUCUAGAUCUCUUUCAGAAAUAUACAGGAACUUACCUGGGCAAAGAAUUUUUAAAUCCAUGUACUUGUUACUUGUUUCUUGUUAGUUUUAUUUUUUUUUCAAAUUUAAAGGUUUCAAACAAUUAAAAGAAUCAAAU
Messenger RNA from Ruditapes philippinarum (Manila clam), 1613 nucleotides. RefSeq names its product sushi, von Willebrand factor type A, EGF and pentraxin domain-containing protein 1-like. The record is from RefSeq and is a predicted model, not a curated record. The transcript has 8 exons. The coding region runs from base 14 to 1177 and encodes 387 amino acids. Lineage: Eukaryota; Metazoa; Mollusca; Bivalvia; Venerida; Veneridae.